UCUUAGCUGAAUCGUAACACGAAUACUUACCUCAUGACAUUUUAAGUUUACCUCGAUUGCCAUUUUAGGAAUUAGCCUGAGCCAGUGCGUAAAAGGAGUUUAGGGUGAACUUUUCAACGUGGAUUGAGGAUAUCUGAAUUAAUCUGAGAAGAUUUGAUCAUUUUCUUUCAUAAACCUGCAGUCAGAAUACUGACGAUAGUGUUCAGUUAGAAAAGCCACACCUGCAUUUUCAAUGAAAUGACGUUGCAGUGGACUGCAGUGGCUCUCUUCCUGUACGUGGAGAUUGGCAUCAUCGUCAUCCUCUGCCUACCCUUCAUCUCAGCCAGGAGAUGGCAACGUAUCCUCAAGCUGAGCAUCUGGAGCUUCAUGGCGAACUUCUGGAACAGAGUGUUUCUCACCAUGAUCAUCAUACUUAUUGUUCUCUUUCUUGAUGCGGUUCGGGAGGUGAGGAAAUACUCUGCUAAAGAACUUGGGGCAGAUGUAAAGCUGCAACCAAAUAUGUUCGACCACAUGCACAUGAAGCUGUUUAGGGCCCAAAGGAACCUCUACAUUUCUGGUUUCUCCGUCUUCCUCUGGCUGGUUAUGAAGCGAUUGAUCACCUUAAUCAACCAGCUGGCAUCUGUGUCCGGGUCUACGGCUGCUCUUCAAGUGCAGGCUGACAAUGCUAACAAGGUAGCUGAGAAGUACAUGAAGGACAACGAGAUGCUGAAACAGACUCUGAUGGAAGGAAAGGGAGAUAAGGCAACUGCUGAGGGCAUGGAGUUGUUAAGGAAUGAAGUAGGGCUGCUGAAAGAUGAGCUGAAGACCUCCGGCGAAGCCCUGAAGAAGUCCCAGUCAGAUGCAGAUGUCAUGAAGAAGCAGGCGGAUAGCCUCGCCAGGGAGUAUGACAGGCUGCUGAAGGAACAUCAGCAGCUCCAGAAUCUUCAAGAUAGCGGAGACAAAAAGGACGACUAGUUACCGUAAAGUAACUGACUCGUCUAACAAAAUGUUUAAAUCAUAAGAGAGCCAUUGCUAAACGCGUGUCACCUUCACUGAUGCCCUCUGUCAUAGCACAUAUCACUAAAUGAGAUCUAUAACCUCAGAGGAGCUGACCUUUGGCUACAAGACUAGCUUAAAGGAACAAGUACUAUUUGACGGUUUCCUGUUUCUACCUGCUGGAGCUGGAGCAGAACCAGAAGAAGGGCUUUUCCUGUUCUAACCCAAAUUCAGAAUCAUAGGAGUGGGUUUGGUUAGGAAUUGAUUCGGGUCUGAUCGAGUGAUUACUUUUUUAAACGUGCAAAUCGCAUGGGUGCACAGUGUAGCACGCAAAAUAUGCCGAAAGCUAGGACCAUCUAUUCCUGAAGUAAAGGGUCAUACAUUUGUUUUUAUGUUAAAAUUCACAUUAGUUUUGGGUGUGUUGCUGCCAGCUACAUUCACUUUGAUUCACAGUAUGCAAAUGCUGUGCAGAUAAAGUUGGCGUGCAGCGUGGCACCAGACAAAUCACCUUCAUAUGUUCGUUGUAUUUCAGUCAUUGUACUGUUCCUUUUUUAGAGGAAGUAAUUAAAUGAUUGAUGAAUGUAGGGUUGUUUCAUGAUGUCCAAAUGUUUUUUUUUCUUCUUUCAAAUGCUGAUAAAUAUCUUCAAAUAUACAUCAAACUGAAAAAGUGACUUGGCCACUGGGAUAAAGUAGGCUGAGAAAGUAUGGAUGAAAAAAUGUCUCGAUGUGCUGCGGAUCCUGAGAAUGCACCAAUAUUUUAAUAUUUGCAGCAAAACAUUUUUAAAUAUUUUUUUGGGUGUGUCUCUGAAACAAGAACUGUAAUAUUUCUGCUUGUAGGCCAUUUCACUGUGUUAGAGGAGUAGAGGCUGCAUUCGUGCUUAAAGAUCACCGGUUUUGUAUUAUUUUUAUCGGUUUACCACUGACUGUUAAGGCAUAAAUAUAAAUGGGGGGAAAGUGCCUAGCUCUGUUGUAAAAAGUUGUCUGAAGUGCCUUUUUAGCUGCUUAUAAGACAAUAAAGAACAGUUUCAUUAUAGUC
Molecule: messenger RNA, 2011 nt
Organism: Cololabis saira (Pacific saury)
Lineage: Eukaryota; Metazoa; Chordata; Actinopteri; Beloniformes; Belonidae
Gene: bcap29
Product: B cell receptor associated protein 29
Exons: 8
Coding region: 238-954 (238 amino acids)
Biological process (GO): endoplasmic reticulum to Golgi vesicle-mediated transport; intracellular protein transport
Cellular component (GO): endoplasmic reticulum; endoplasmic reticulum membrane
Source: RefSeq, a predicted model, not a curated record